Molecule: messenger RNA, 3071 nt
Organism: Cyprinus carpio (common carp)
Lineage: Eukaryota; Metazoa; Chordata; Actinopteri; Cypriniformes; Cyprinidae
Gene: gabrr1
Product: gamma-aminobutyric acid type A receptor subunit rho1
Exons: 10
Biological process (GO): signal transduction; chemical synaptic transmission; monoatomic ion transmembrane transport
Cellular component (GO): GABA-A receptor complex; membrane; neuron projection
Molecular function (GO): extracellular ligand-gated monoatomic ion channel activity; neurotransmitter receptor activity; GABA-A receptor activity
Source: RefSeq, a predicted model, not a curated record
GAGUGACUAUACCACCCGAUUAUGUAAGUGUAAUUCAGAUAGCACGUAAUACCCAUGGAACAUUACAUAAUAUACGACCAUCAAAUGUCUGUUUCACUCUCUAACCUGCGAAAGCUCCUCCUGGAUGCGAGAACGCAAGGCUGCAGCAAACAGCAGAUCUGACCUUCACUUUAAUGCAGAUUAAACGCAUCUGGACGCCGCAGCGCGCGUGCGGUGGAUGGACGUCCUCACAGGCUGCACCAUGAGAACGGAUCUUCUUUAAGAGCUCUUUUUAAUAGUUUCUAACAGGAUUCUCGGCUGUAGGUUGAUGUGGGCAUCAUGCACGCGGAUGUCUGCUUUAUGCUCUGCGCGUGUUUUUUCUCCACUGGAGCGCUGCAGCUGCGCGGACAGGUGCUUCAGACCUGCAGCCAAACCAGAUCCAAACGAGAAACCACCAGAACAGAGAGAGAAGCACAUAAACCUGGCAAGACUUUACUAAUGAGAAGUCCAGAUGUCACGAAAGCUCCCGUUACGAAAUCAGAACAGCUCCUCAAGUUAGAUGACCAUGACUUCACCAUGAGGCCUGGCUUUGGAGGGCCCGCGAUACCUGUGGGUGUUGACGUUCAGCUUGAGAGUCUGGACACCAUCUCUGAAGUAGAUAUGGACUUCACCAUGACCCUGUACCUGAGACAUUACUGGAAGGACGAGCGACUGUCCUUUCCCAGCAACACCAACCAGAGCAUGACCUUUGAUGGCCGGCUGGUCAAGAAAAUCUGGGUACCUGACAUAUUUUUUGUCCAUUCCAAACGAUCCUUCAUCCAUGACACCACCACAGAGAACGUCAUGCUCCGAGUGCAUCCUGAUGGCAAAGUGCUCUACAGCUUGAGGGUCACAGUCACAGCGAUGUGCAAUAUGGAUCUCAGUCACUUUCCCCUGGACACCCAGACAUGCUCACUGGAGAUUGAGAGCUAUGCCUAUACGGAUGACGACCUCAUGCUGUACUGGAAGAGAGGAAACAAAUCUCUGCAGACGGAUGAGAAGAUCUCUCUGUUUUUGUUAUUCAUUUAGGGGUUUCGAACUAAUGCUGUACUGGCUUUCUACAGCAGCACAGGUUGGUACAAUCGUCUUUACAUCAACUUCACUCUGCGUCGUCAUAUCUUCUUCUUCCUGCUUCAGACGUACUUUCCCGCCACUCUUAUGGUCAUGUUGUCAUGGGUGUCCUUCUGGAUCGACCGGCGCGCUGUUCCUGCGCGGGUUCCUCUGGGCAUCACGACGGUGCUCACCAUGUCCACCAUCAUCACUGGAGUGAACGCCUCCAUGCCCAGAGUCUCCUACAUCAAAGCCGUGGACAUUUACCUCUGGGUCAGCUUCGUCUUUGUCUUCCUGUCUGUGAUCGAGUACGCUGCUGUUAAUUACCUGUCCACUCUGCAGGAGCGCAAAGAGAGGACGCAAAGCAGCAGGCAGUUGCCGUGUACGUGUGGAAUGACCCAUCCUGGUCAGAUGAUGAUGAGCAGCAGCUACAGCGACAUGGACAUGAUGACCACAGGGAACUACGGCAUGUCCGAGCUGAACGGAGACAAACAGGAGCAGUUCCUGGUUCAUCUGGUCCUGGAUAAUGAGCAGGGAGCUCAAAGACCGGCUGUAGGCUCAAGCAGCAGCUUAUUUAUAGACACUCAUGCCAUAGACAAAUAUUCACGGGUCAUUUUCCCUGGAGCCUACACACUCUUCAACAUCAUAUACUGGUCCAUCUACUCACAAUGACUGCUGCUCCUUUACAUUAUAUGACAUUUGAGAAAGUCUUGGGAAUACAGGUUACUUAUGAAAAACUGUUCCCUUUUUUUUUUUUAAUUACGCUUGAAACAUGGAUUCAAUUUUAGCCUCUCUGCAAUAAACAAAUACAUGUGACUGUAUGUGUGCAGUUGACAUGAUGCACUAGUUUCCUCUCCUCAAAAGAAAGUUUAUUUUUCUUGGAUAUUUUAAUCUUUAGGUUGAGUAGCAAAGAACAUUGAUUUUGUCAAUAAAUAUUAAAUUGCCUAUUCAGUUAGCAAUUUGUUUAGCAUUUUCAUGUAAAAUGUGUAAAUUGCAGUGAUUUGAUGGGCCAUGAACUUUGAAAUACAGAAACAUCAAAAUGAACAACAGAGAUCAAAAUAUUAAGUACAUUAUUGUUAUUACUAUAGUUUUUUUUUUUUUUUAUUGUGGGGUUAUUUUUUUUGGAACUUUGAAAAUACUGCAAAUCAGGUAUGAUGGAAAAAGAUAUUUCCAUUUGCCCUCCUACAAUGGACUAAAUCUGAAAAAUGUAUUCAUUCAUUCUUUAGUUUUGUACCUUAACAUAAUAGAUGUUCAACAUUUAAGCAUAAAGGCACAAAAUACAGCAUAAAAAUACAGUAUGUUUUGCUUAUUUGUGUUGAUGCAACAUAUUGGCAUCAUGUGUCAUGAUCUGAUCAUGUGACAAAAUAUCUUGAAUGUGCAGUGUAACACAUUAAACUCCAUCUAAACCAGGCCCUAAGAUCAGGCCCUUUCUAACGGAGCAUGCUGCACAACUUCUUGUCCAGGCCCUUGUCAUUUCUAGGCUGGACUACUGCAAUGUUCUUCUGGCUGGACUUCCAUCAAGCACAAUCAAACCUCUAGAAAUGAUUCAGAAUGCAGCGGCACGACUGGUCUUUAAUGAGCCCAUGUUACACCUCUCUUUAUCUCCUUGCACUGACUACCGGUCGUGUCUCGUAUCAAGUUCAAGACAUUGAUGCUUUCAUAUAGAACAGCCACAGGCUCAGCACCCGCCUACUUCCACUCACUACUAUAAAUCUACAUCCCCUCCAGAAGUCUGAGAUCCGCAACGUGUGCGACGCCUCGUGGUACCAUCACAGAGAGGCUCAAAAUCACUUUCCAGAACAUUCUCGUUCACCAUUCCUGGCUGGUGAAAUGAUCUUCCCACAACUAUCCGGAAUCCCUGACAAUUUUCAAGCUACAGCUGAGAACUCAUCUCUUCCGAAGCUACUUGACUUCAUCAUAAAAAAAAAAUAAUGAUAAAAAAAUUGUCUUUCUCAUUAUCUAUUCCUUCUCUUUCUAGCUUGUACUUAUUUGAACAAUUUCUA